GCAGCAACAGCAACUACAAUGUCCGCCGUCUUCCACGAGACCAAGGCCUCCGACUUCCCCCCCACCGACCCGAACGCAGAUGCCAACAUCUUCGCCGUCUUUGCGCCUCCUCCUCCGCCAGCGACCGCGCUCGGCGUGAGCCGCAUCCUUGCUCCCACUGCCGGCGUGCGCGUCUCCCCCCUCUGCCUCGGUGCCAUGAGCAUCGGCGACCAGUGGAGCGGGUACAUGGGCGGCAAGGGCCUCGACGUCGAGCAAGGCAAGGCGUACCUCGACGAGUUUGUCGCGCUCGGGGGCAACUUUAUCGACACGGCCAACAACUACCAGAACGAGCAGUCCGAGUUCAUCAUCGGCGAGUGGCUCGCCGAGCGCGGCAUCCGCGACCAGAUCGUCCUCGCGACCAAGUACACCACGCCGUACAAGCUCCGCAACGGCGCCAAGUUCCCCGGCACGCAGGUCAACUACGCCGGCAACCAUCGCAAGUCGCUGCGCGUCAGUGUCGAGGAGUCGCUGCGCAAGCUCAAGACGGACUACAUCGACAUCCUGUACGUCCACUGGUGGGACUACAGCACCAGCAUCGAGGAGGUGAUGCAGGGGCUCAACGACCUCGUGCGCGCCGGCAAGGUUCUCUACCUCGGCAUCUCGGACACGCCGGCGUGGAUCGUGUCCGCGGCCAACGAGUACGCGCGCGCACACGGCCUCUCCCAGUUUGUCGUCUACCAGGGCUUGUGGAGCCUGAACGCGCGCGACCUCGAGCGUGACAUCAUCCCCAUGGCGCGCAAGUACGGCAUGGCCGUCGCGCCGUGGGGCGUGCUUGGCCAGGGCAAGUUCAAGACGCCCGACGAGCUCAAGCAGCGCGCCAAGCUCCGCGGCAACGCACCCCCGACUGAGAGCGAGCUCAAGGUGUCCGCUGCGCUCCUCAAGGUCGCGGAGGAGGUUGGCGACAACGCCUCGCCUGCCGGCGUGGCGCUCGCGUGGGCGCGCGCCAAGGUCCCCAACGUGUACCCUAUUGUUGGUGGCGCGUCGGUCGACCAGCUCAAGGACAAUGCCAAGGCUCUCGAGAUCAAGCUGUCCGACGCCCAGGUCGCGUUCCUCGACGAGUCGUCGCCGUUCAACCCCGGCUUCCCGUUCGCCCAGUUUGGCACCGACCCGCACUACCUCCCCGGCGGCAAGCCCACUGGCUUCCUUCUCAACGCGGUGAGUGGUAACGAUUAG
This is a messenger RNA of Vanrija pseudolonga, 1212 nucleotides long. It is a transcript of the gene AAD14, whose product is annotated as Putative aryl-alcohol dehydrogenase AAD14. The record is from RefSeq and is a predicted model, not a curated record. NCBI's taxonomy places the organism in Eukaryota, Fungi, Basidiomycota, Tremellomycetes, Trichosporonales, Trichosporonaceae. The transcript has 2 exons. The coding region runs from base 19 to 1212 and encodes 397 amino acids.